UUCAGUUUCAGUUUGAACGUCGAACGCCGAGAACCUCGAGGUGCCGCUCUUGCUGUCGGUUCGCUGAACCAAUCGGGCUGAAGCCAUUGAAACGCGUGUGAACGGCAGUACGACGAUAUAUUCAUAGCUUGAACUUUAAGCAGAUAAUGUGAAAAAAACAACCGAAAGGCAAUCGAUAUGUGCAAACAUAUAUGUAUAUAUAUGUACGUAUAUGUGUAUGAGAAGUUACAUUAGAUCAUGCCUGCUGAUAUAUAUCUAUAAAUAUAGGCAAGAAAUGGAAAUAAAAGUGUUGAGAUCAAUCAUUUUUCAAUUUGCUUAUGGGACGUUUCAAGCUAAUACAGUCAGCGAAAUGUUUGUUGGAAACGAUUAGAGUAAGAGAAAUCUUGAUGGAAAUAGUAAUCGUUUUGGAGCGUAAAAGGAAAACCGAAUAUUUGUAUGGCUUACAUAGCUGCAGAAGUACAGUGAAUUGAGGACUCAAAUUGAUAAACAUCCAUAUGCAAUAAAAAAAAUAAGAAAAUAAGACAAGUAGAAAGAAAAGCUAAACAAAAUGUAUGGCUGGCAACGAUAAAGUCAGGAUUAACAGCUGAUAUUGGUGACUGAAAUCAACACUUCCAAACACACAAGCUUCAAAAAUAAUCUCUUAUAAACGUCCGACCAGCUGACAAAAAUGGUGGAGAAACGUUCAGGAAAAGAUAUUCCAAAGUCAAUGCGAGUGGUUUUGAGUGCUCCGAUAUCCUCAUCACUAGCGCUCUUGAUAUGUUUGGGCCUAGUUGGACGCUCUCGUGCCCAAGUUGAUACCACUAUCAGUAGACAAGAAAGUCUAUCAGUUGAGCUACCGUGUCCCGUUAAUGUAGAUAAGUGCGGAAAACUCCAUUCACUUAAUUGGUUUAAAGGCGAUGAUCGAAUUGCUGCAAUGCUCCUUGGAGAAAGUAAUGUAACCAGUGUUGAUAAGGAAUUUGACAAAAGGGUAACUGUUAAGCAAAACCCAUACAGUCUAGUUAUACAGGACUUAAAAAUAGCCGAUGAAGAUAUUUAUCUAUGUGAUACUACAUUUUUUAUACCAGAAGAAACGUGUGAUAACUUCAAUGGAUAUCGAAUCGAAUUGAGAGUCUUAGAAAACAUUGUGCCACCUACUGAGGUUGUUAUUUUGGAUGCAAAAGGCGAUCGAAUCGAGAACGGCAGCUCAGUUGGGCCCAUGCAGGAACGCCAGUCCCUCAAAGCAACAUGUACCGUAAAGAACACACGCCCUCAACCAGAAGUCGGCUGGUUCCGUGGGACCAAGAGACUAACAACUUAUUCCCCCACUCAUGACUUGAACAAUGGCCUUUAUACCUCAACACUCGAGUUGGACUGGCCGUUGUCCCGCGAAGAUCUGGCUCAGGACAUUGAAUGUCGCGUGAAGUCUGCUGCCAUACCAAAUACAACUGUAUCAAAAUUUAGGGUGGACUUGCAAGUUCGUCCAACAAGUAUCGAUAUAAAUGGAGUAAAACACCACACAGUGCAAGGCAGCAAAGUGGUUUUAACAUGUGAUAUUCACGGGGCUCGACCAGCUGUCAACCUUACGUGGUAUAAUUCAACUACCGUAAUCAGUCCUAGUGAAAAUGACAUGACCGAAAUUCGGAUUAAAUCGUUUGAAAAGAAUGAUGGCACAUAUCAUACUCAAUCAGAGCUUAUUUUUAAUGCCACUCGCUUUGAGAAUGACCGCGCUUUUCGAUGUGAAGCUGAAAAUGCUGUUUUGCAAAUCAAUCGAGAAAAACCAAUUUCAUCUGCACUUACAUUGGAAGUUUUAUAUCCCCCCGUUGUCAAAGUCAGUCCAUCUGAUAUAAUUACCAAAACAAGUGAAAUAGUUCUUCUCAAUUGUGAAUAUGUAGCGAAUCCUGCAUCUCUAACCAAAGUUGAAUGGUUCCGCAAUGAUGAUCUAGUAAAUGUAAAUGACUCGAGUCAUUACAAGGGCGGCAAUUCUGAAAAUGUGGCUCUCGUUAUUAGAUCAACAGAAAGAGAUGACAUCGGAAAUUAUUCUUGUCAAUUAUCAAAUACUAUUGGAAAAGGAAUUUCUGAUCAAAAAAUUAAUCUUGACGUGCACUACGUCCCAAUCGUCGAGAUCUUAAUGAUACCGGAGGGACCUGUAAAGGAAAGUGAUGAAUCAAAUGUCACCCUUUUUUGCAAUGUAUUAGAUGCCAAUCCCCUAGCUCUUACCAAAGUGAGGUGGUACGCCAACUCUACGCUUCUUAAGGAACUGCCAGACUGUGAAGAAACCAGAGAAGAUUUAUGCCACAUAGAUCCAAGUAAACUUUUAUUGGAGAGUAUUGGACGUGGCUUCUUCUACAAUUAUUCCUGUGAAGGAUUCAAUUCUGCAGGCUGGGGUCCGCGCAGUGAAGACAAGGAACUUAUGGUACAUUACGAACCGGGACCUUCAACACUAACUCAUUUUCCGUUAGUCGCUGUGAAAAAAAAGAGCGUGACUUUCUCGUGCUCGGUUGAUGAUCCCGGAUAUCCAGACACAAAUAGAUAUCGUUGGAUGCGUGGCGGUCGGGGUCCUCUGCAGGACAUUGUGACGAAGGACUGGACGGUGGAGCCGGUUGGUCUAGAUAGUCGGACGAAUUAUUCUUGCUUCGCGUACAAUGAAGGCGGCAGAGGAGUUAUGGCUACAGUAAGCUUGGAGGUACACGCACCGCCAUUUUUCAUCAAAAACUUACCACCUUACACGGGAGUAUUGCACUCCUCGCCCAAUGCAACUUUGACCUGUCGAAUUGAGUGCGUCCCGCGCUGUGAGAUAUCUUGGCAGAAGGACGGUGAGCCAAUAGAGAAAAACGAUACCCGUUAUUUUGUUAAGGAAAAAUACAUGGAGGCAUCCCCCGCCACAGGUGAUUUUGAAAGCAUGCUAUCAGUUUUGCAUUUCAAUAUGCCAAAUUGGCCUCUUGCCAAAUUUGAUAUCGAGGCGGAUAAUGCGAACUAUUCGUGCGUGUCAACAGGCAAUACAGUAGGUGCUAGCAUCAGGAGUCGCACUUAUUUUGGCAUUGAAUACGCUCCUGAAAAUAUUACGGUUUCGGAGAACGUUGUGUUUGUCCAAGAAGAUACCAUACCAGGACGUGUAAUAUGUAAAUCCCGAGCUAACCCAGAACCUUCUUAUAAGUGGUUUUUCAAAAACGAAACAAUAGCCAAUGGAAAUGCAUUAAUUAUUAAUAAGGCAAUGGAAAGAAAAGAUAAUGGCACGUAUACCUGCCUUGCCUAUAACAAGCAUGGGACCAGUAUUGCUGAAACUGUAAUCGAAGUUCAAUUUAAACCACGCUGCGAAAUUGAGAGAAGAGAAAUUGAUGAUCAGGACACGCUUAUUUGCACUGCCUUUGGAAAUCCCGUAGAGAGUGAUUUCUCUUGGUCAAUAAAAGCUGACAAUGAAACGGUUGAAGUUUUGGAUAGCGGUGACAAAAAAUCAUUUUUGGAAAAGAGCUUUUACGUUUUGCAAGCGGACUAUGCCAUUUCCAGAACUUAUAGAUGUGUGGCGAAUAACACAAUUGGUUCUGGAACAUUUUGUGAAAUUGAAGUAGCUGCUGCUUCAUCGCUUUUAAUAUGGUGGCAAGUACGACCAAAAAAGCAACUGGCAUGGUGGCAGCUCUGGGAGAAGAAUACACUUAUCAUAUUAGUUGCUGCUAUUAUGGGAUUAUUGCUGACCGUGAUUAUUAUAUGUUGCAUAAUUAUAUGCAUUUGCCGUCGUCGUCGUCGCCAGGAUAAAUUACACGGCAAGUCGUCUUCACUGGGGGAACCAUUGACGGAACCUGGCGAGUAUGAGAAUCUUCCAUUUCAUGGUCUGCAAACGGCACCUAAUAAGUGCUCUACUACCCCUAUAAAUUUUAAAAGCAACGCAAAUUCGGUGCGUGAUCUUCAGCGAAUCAAGGGACUUAAUGGAAAUGCCAAUCAAGAUCGUCAGACUACUCAACAUCCGCAUUUAUACCAGGAACAAACUUUUUGCGAGCAAGAAUUACAAUAUGUUCACAGAUCACAAUACAAUACCAUACACCGUAAAUCACCAGUUGGUGAUCAACACAAUAAAUGCGUAACUGAACUAGACUCCAAUCGUCAAGUUCUACAUAACCUAAGCAAAUGCUUCCCCAAGAGUUACACUGAGUAUUACCAUCAAAAUCAGCAACAUCAUCAAAUCCAGUUUCCAACAGCAAAGGAUCAGAUAAACACAAAUUCCUUGACUAACGUUCAGCUAACCAAUGCCAUAGAUCAUGAUUAUCUGCCCAGUUACACUGCAAUGAGCCGACCAACAGCUAUUCCACACUCGACACUGCUAAGCACUAACCCCUUUCUGGCUGCUACCAACUUUAAGAAAUACGUUAAAGAGGGAGAAGACCUCUCCGGAAGUAUGCCACGUGAAAAACACAGAAAAAACACUCUGGAUUUGGAGAAAAAGUUUUAUUCGCUAAAGUUCCCAGGCGGAAACAACCUUAAGAAUUGUUCAUAUAAUGAAAGCUUCUCAUCAGGUUCUAUCACAUCACCUAUACAGUCCGCUAUUGACGUUGGCAUUUUAACAACAUGCAAGAGGCACAAUUCCUUAGCUCGCCAAAGCAAAAGCGAUAUUGACCCGAGUGUGCAGACCAUGCCCCCCUGCGAUCUUCCUGCUGACGAGAAUAUGGUCGUUGAAGACACAGUCGACCAAAGUACAGAAUCAAUAAGAAUAGGAAGCAACGAUUUAAUUCUCCAUUCUCAUCAAACCUUGGCCACUGUUCAGCUGCACACUCAACUAGGCAAAGAAAUAAUAAAGAAACACCACCACCGCCAUCACCACCACCAGCAAAUAAAGAAGGAAGAAAUUGCUGAUUUGGACUUAAUGGAGGCUGAGCGCAACAGCAUUUAUCGGAGUGACUCCGGAAUAUCUAAUAGCUCCUACGAGUCUCAAUUCCCCAUAGCCUUAUCACAAAUUCGACCAUCAAAACCAAAAAAAGGAUCUGUUAAUCACUUAAUUCAAAAACAUGUUCAUAAAAAUGUGGAAGCUCAGAAAAGUGUAUUGAUUCACGUUGAUUCGCCUAACGUAUUAUUAUCUGAAAAUAAUUUUUCUGAUUGCGGUGUACCAUUAGUUAAUAAUUCAACAUCGCUUUCGCCCUGUAAAAAGCAUGCUGCCUCCCCGCAAUGCAACCAUCACCAGCCACCAUCAAUUCAGUACAAUGACAGGACUACAACAGAACCCCUUGUGCAACACCCACUUGGUCACGAGUGCGUGAAUUCGGUAUCUGCGCCAUCAGUUUCCUUCAGUCUAAACCCUUCCAGCGUUCAAGGACCAAACAAGAAAAAUCUAUUGUUGGCUAAUAAUCCAUUUCUAGCCAAAUAUGAAAAAAAAAACGCUGUCAACGGUAAAAGCAACAACAGGAUGUUGCGACGGAAAACCAUCAGUAACCCGUACGAACAUAUCCAAAAGCAUCAAUAUGCAGGCCCUAGCGACAAUUGUGCUCGCUCCAGAGAAAACCAAGGCUUCCAUUCAAAUGCCAAUCAAAUUCACAGUUCUGGCCCCAAAUUUGAAUCGGGUGAUUCACAAACAGCAUUACCAGAGCAAAUGAAAAUUAUCAGCCGUGCAGCUGAAACUACCAGCAGAAAGAUCGGGAAUCGUGCCAACCGACAAGUGUUAAUUGUGCCCGAGAUUUCUUUAAACGCCAUAAUAGGUUCUUCCGAUGAUGGGGAAUAUGAUUGCCUAGUGGCUCGACGGCCUAUACGCCUACCAUUGCGUAAACAUCACACCUUUCAUUUCCAUAACACACAGACAGCUAAUGGCAAGUUAUAUGAGCUGCGGGAGCUACUGCAACUGCAGAUGCAAGAAAGGGCUAAGUUCGAACAAGAAGGGGUUCCUUUAGUAAUUGGUCCGGUGGAGUUGAGUGAACAACACGCCUUUAAGCCGAUUUCACCAACACCUACAUUAACAGCUUCGGCAGAGCAGAAGUCAAGAUAUCAGAAUCAAAAUGACUGUCCUUUUUCGCAAAAAGAAGAUGAUGAAGAUCUUGGAUACAGUUUCUGUGAAGAAGAAUGCAUGGUAGACAGCGAUAACUAUCCCACCUCGGACAAUCGUAGCACUGCCCCUGCUUCUAACUCCAUUACAUCGAAAGCUAUUUAAAACGAGUCUGCAUGUGCUCUGGAUAGUUUAUAUAGCAAAGCAGUUGUGAAGUUCAUACUUAGAUAUAAAAUUAAAAAUUAACACAAGCCUAAGUGACGCAGACAAGGUAUUUUAUAUUGAACAUAGUUAGCAUUUAAUUAAACAAUAAAUAUGUAAAAACUGUUUAUUAAAAUCCAAAACAAAAUUGUAAUAUUGUCAGUGGAACAAUAUGAAUGUUUGAUGUUUAUUGAAAUGUGUAUACCCGUUACUCUUACAGCAAAAGUAUAAGUUGUAUGUAGUGGUUGUAAAUUGUAUGUAACAGGUAAAAGGGCUCGUUUACGACCCUAUUAAGAAUGGACAUAUGGUGGUAUGUUGAUGUUCACUAUUCUAGAUGAUUUUCUUCUUCAUUCUGUCUGUCUGUCUGUAAACGUGCUCAGUGCCCCGCGAUUUCCUAUGCCCACAAAUUUACAAAAUCUGUACCACCCACAAUUUUAAUGUUUUAAUUCUGAUUUAAAUUAAUUCCAACAUUCCUACAAAUUUCAACAAAAUACUGAGUUUAUUUUUAUUGAAAUGCAUUUAUUUUGUCAGUACCCAAAGAUUUGGUUAACAGAGUAACGGGUGUUAGAUUUAAUAUAGUCGAGACACUCGACUAUAGCUUUUCUCCUUGCCUAGAAUUCAGUUGGCAUAUCCGACUGAAGUUUUGUAGUCUAUUCAGACAUAUCUUCAUUGACAUUUUAUAUGAAACAAGUAGAAUAUUUACAAUGUUAUCCCAUAACUUAGCUGAGCGGUUUUUCUUUGUUUUUAACUCUUCUUAUUCCUUUUGAUAUCCCCCCCCCCCCAUUUUUUUUAUAAAUAGUUAUGUACGAAUCGAUAUAACAAGCCAAUGUUAAA
This is a messenger RNA of Drosophila subpulchrella, 6973 nucleotides long. Its product is annotated as B-cell receptor CD22. The coding region runs from base 668 to 6103 and encodes 1811 amino acids. The record is from RefSeq and is a predicted model, not a curated record. Lineage: Eukaryota; Metazoa; Arthropoda; Insecta; Diptera; Drosophilidae. The transcript has 28 exons.